Molecule: messenger RNA, 665 nt
Organism: Penicilliopsis zonata CBS 506.65
Lineage: Eukaryota; Fungi; Ascomycota; Eurotiomycetes; Eurotiales; Aspergillaceae
Exons: 2
Coding region: 204-434 (76 amino acids)
Source: RefSeq, a predicted model, not a curated record
CUGUCGCAUUGAGGCAGCAUCGCCGUUGUCCACCCACACAACCCGUCUCUGUUCAGAGUCCAAAAAGUCUGCACUACGUCUGAGUGCGUCUGCAAUUGAAUUGCAUUCCUGUCGGCUGAAAUCAGACCGCUAUUCCCCCGGAUUCGAUCCACCGCAAAACUUUUGAGCUCUCCGCAUCUUCGAUUCCAAUCUCACCGACCACCAUGUCGAACCCUCAAUUCUGGUCGACUCCUCUCCGCUACCUCCGCUGGGCCUCCCACGAGAAGCCGGCUAUCUUCUAUUCUCUCUGUGUCGGCUCCAUGGGCCCUGUUCUUCUAGUCGCCCUGCCUCCCAUCCGCCGGUAUUUCGGCGACAUUGACCCGGCUCCGGUUCCCAUGUCAUACCCGGUUCCCACGGGACCCCGGGUGAUCCCCCAAGGCUACGACGACGAGUAGACUCGAAAAAGGAAAAAGAAAGAAAAAGAAAGAAUAUUCAACCCUCCGAGGUUGACAUGUGCAAUUACAUCGUUCUAUCGAAUUAGUUUCGUGGGUGUUCCGGUGCAGCAGAGUGGGAAAUUUACACAGCACACACAGCUCUUGAAUCCGAUCGGAUCCGUCUCCGUGUUCUUAUAGCACCAAAUCAACUGCGCAACCAACGCCAUUGUCUCCGUGCAGCUUGUUUGUUGA